AUGAAAAAGAAGGGUUUAACUCCUGAUAAAGUGACAUACAACACAUUGAUCGAUGGAUAUUCCAAAGAAGGUGAUAUGCAUGAAGCACUUACACUGCAUACUGAAAUGGUAUGGAAAGGACUUUCGCCAGAUGUUGUGACUUACACCGCUCUCAUUGAUAGACUAUGUAAAAAUGGCAGUGUGCAAAGAGCAAGCGAAUUUAUGAAUAAAAUUAAAGAAGGAGGGUUGAAUCCAGAUGCUUUUACAUAUACUGCUUUAAUUGACAAAUAUUGCAAUCAAGGAGAUAUGCAAAAGGCUCUUGAGAUUCAAAAGGAAAUGAUGGAUAAAGGAUUUGUUCCUUCUAUUGUGACAUUUAAUUUUGUUAUCAAUGGAUUAUGUUUGGAACGCAAUAUAAGGGCAGCACAGAAUGUUUUCAAUGACAUUUUAGAGAAGGGCUUGGUUCCUAACAUGGUAACUUAUAGUAUGCUAAUUGAUAGGUACUGUAAGGGAGGCAAUAUGCAAGAGGCAUUAAGUUUACUAGAUGAGCUUGUUGGAAAAGGCCUUGUUCCAGAUGUAAUUACCUACUCUUCUCUCAUUCAGGGUUUCUGUAAGGAAGGAAGACUAGAAGAUGCCUAG
Messenger RNA from Cryptomeria japonica (Japanese cedar), 615 nucleotides. Its product is annotated as pentatricopeptide repeat-containing protein At5g39710-like. Bases 1 to 615 code for a protein of 204 amino acids. The transcript has a single exon. The record is from RefSeq and is a predicted model, not a curated record. NCBI's taxonomy places the organism in Eukaryota, Viridiplantae, Streptophyta, Pinopsida, Cupressales, Cupressaceae. Gene Ontology annotation, molecular function: protein binding.